Acomys russatus (golden spiny mouse) is the source of this 944-nucleotide messenger RNA. RefSeq names its product olfactory receptor 13G1-like. The record is from RefSeq and is a predicted model, not a curated record. Gene Ontology annotation, molecular function: olfactory receptor activity; G protein-coupled receptor activity. Gene Ontology annotation, biological process: G protein-coupled receptor signaling pathway. Gene Ontology annotation, cellular component: membrane. The coding region runs from base 30 to 944 and encodes 304 amino acids. The transcript has a single exon. Lineage: Eukaryota; Metazoa; Chordata; Mammalia; Rodentia; Muridae.
CUGGACCCUGAGGCCUCCCAAGCUCUGUGAUGAAUGGGACACUGGUCACUGAGUUCCUCAUCCUGGGAUUUUCAGAAAUGCCUCACCUGCGGGUGCCACUUCUCCUCAGCUUCCUCUGCCUCUACACAGCUGCAAUCUCAGGAAACCUGCUCAUUAUGGUGACAAUCAGUGCCAGCCCAGCCCUCCAUACCCCCAUGUACUUCUUCCUGGUCAACUUAGCCGUGGUGGACAUCCUCUGCACCUCUACCAUCCUACCCAAGUUACUGGACAGCAUGGUGGGGGGAAGGGCCAUCUCUUAUGGGGGCUGCAUGGCCCAGCUCUACUUCUUCACGUGGUCACUGGGGGCAGAACUUCUGCUCUUCUCAGCUAUGGCCUAUGACCGCUUUGUGGCCAUCUGCUGCCCCCUGCACUACAGUGCCUGGAUGGGCCCCAGGGUGUGCGCAUUCCUGGCUGGCCUUGUCUGGGCCAUCAGUUUCACUAACACCAGCGUGAACACAAGCCUAGUGCUGCGUCUACCAUUCUGCGGCUCCAACGUGAUAGAGCAUUUCUUCUGUGAGAUCCCCCCGCUGUUGAAGCUCUCCUGUGCUCCAACGCAAUUGAACGAAGCCAUGGCCUUUGCGGCAGAUGUGUUUCUGGCUGUAGGGAACUUCUCUGUGACCAUCCUCUCUUAUGGCUUUAUUGUGGCCAGCAUCCUGAGGAUCCGCUCUGCUGAGGGCAAGCGCCGUGCCUUUUCCACCUGCUCUGCACACCUCAUCGUGGUUUCCAUGUACUACUCCACUGUCAUCUACACCUACAUCCGCCCUGCAUCCAGCUACUCACUGAACAGGGACAAGGUGGUGUCCAUCAUCUACACCUCCGUGGCACCCACCUUGAACCCCCUCAUCUACACUCUGAGGAACAAGGACGUCAAAGCUGCGCUUAGGAAACUACUGUCCUGCUGCUGA